Messenger RNA from Psammomys obesus (fat sand rat), 2685 nucleotides. RefSeq names its product mitogen-activated protein kinase kinase kinase 8 (gene Map3k8). Gene Ontology annotation, molecular function: ATP binding; protein kinase activity. The transcript is spliced from 8 exons. Lineage: Eukaryota; Metazoa; Chordata; Mammalia; Rodentia; Muridae. The record is from RefSeq and is a predicted model, not a curated record. Gene Ontology annotation, biological process: protein phosphorylation. The coding region runs from base 334 to 1737 and encodes 467 amino acids.
GUAGCAGGUAGAGGCAAACUCCGAAUAAUCUGGGUUUCCGCAGAAAAACUAAAGGGUAACAGUACUUUAGUUUCAACAGAGACCGGCAUGCUCGACUUUCUGGACAGUUCUAAAAGUCCACGAAGUUAGGCCCCAGGACGGCCGGUGCAGGCUGCUUUUGACAACUCCGGGCUGCUUGGUUGGCUGCUCUCUCUGUGUGAGAACCGAAAGGCCAGAAGGGGAGCUACAGAGAUUCCUGUAACCACCAAAGCGAUGUCCAGCGCCACUCAAGUCACAGCACUCUCACAUUUAGAGUAAUUGCAGACCGCUGACUCCCCGGCAGGCACCACAGUGAUGGAGUACAUGAGCACUGGAAGUGACGAGAAAGAAGAAAUUGAUUUACUGAUUAAGCACUUGAACGUGUCCGAAGUCAUAGGCAUAAUGGAAAACCUUUAUGCAAGCGAAGAGCCAGCAGUGUUUGAGCCCAGUCUGAUGACCAUGUGUCCAGAUAGCAAUCAAAACAAGGAGCAUUCAGAGUCGCUGCUUCGGAGUGGCCAGGAGGUGCCCUGGCUGUCAUCUGUCAGAUAUGGGACUGUGGAGGACCUGCUUGCCUUUGCCAACCAUAUCUCUAAUACCGCAAAGCAUUUUUAUGGACAUCGCCCACAAGAAUCUGGAAUUUUAUUAAAUAUGGUAAUCAGUCCCCAGAAUGGACGAUACCAAAUUGACUCUGAUGUUCUCCUUAUCCCUUGGAAGCUGACAUACAGGAGCAUCGGCUCUGGUUUCGUGCCACGGGGGGCCUUUGGAAAAGUGUACUUGGCACAAGACAUGAAGACCAAGAAAAGGAUGGCGUGCAAACUGAUCCCCAUAGAUCAGUUUAAGCCGUCGGAUGUGGAAAUCCAGGCUUGCUUCCGGCACGAGAACAUUGCUGAGUUAUACGGUGCAGUCCUAUGGGGUGACACUGUCCAUCUCUUCAUGGAAGCAGGCGAGGGCGGCUCUGUUCUGGAGAAGCUGGAGAGCUGUGGGCCCAUGAGAGAGUUUGAAAUUAUUUGGGUGACGAAGCACGUUCUCAAGGGACUUGAUUUUCUGCACUCCAAGAAAGUGAUCCACCACGAUAUUAAACCUAGCAAUAUUGUAUUCAUGUCUACAAAAGCUGUUUUGGUGGAUUUUGGCCUGAGUGUUCAAAUGACUGAGGAGGUCUAUCUUCCCAAGGACCUCCGAGGAACAGAGAUAUACAUGAGCCCCGAGGUGAUCCUGUGCAGGGGCCAUUCCACAAAAGCAGACAUCUACAGCCUUGGCGCCACGCUCAUCCACAUGCAGACAGGAACCCCUCCCUGGGUGAAGCGCUACCCCCGAUCAGCCUAUCCCUCCUACCUGUACAUAAUCCACAAGCAAGCACCUCCCCUGGAAGACAUCGCUGGUGACUGCAGUCCAGGCAUGAGGGAGCUGAUAGAAGCCGCCCUGGAGAGGAACCCCAAUCACCGCCCGAGAGCAGCAGACCUACUGAAACACGAAGCCCUGAAUCCCCCUAGGGAGGACCAGCCACGAUGUCAGAGUCUGGACUCUGCCCUCUUUGAACGGAAGAGGCUGCUAAGCAGGAAGGAGCUAGAACUUCCUGAGAACAUUGCUGACUCAUCCUGCACGGGCAGCACAGAGGAGUCUGAAGUGCUCAGGAGACAGCGUUCCCUCUACAUAGACCUCGGAGCCCUGGCUGGCUACUUCAAUAUUGUUCGGGGGCCACCAACCCUGGAAUAUGGCUGAUGGACGGCUUUGUUGGCACAAGUUAGGAUGGACAUUUCUCUCCUGGAUUCUGGUUUUGCAGCUUCUACAGAACAACUCUGGAUAGUGAGGGGUUUUGUUGUUGUUGUGUGUUUUGUUUGUUUGUUUGUUUGUUUGAGCAGUGAGGCCUCUAGUGGCAUAGAAAUGUCACUUCAAUGGCCCCUUUGUGAAGCUACUCUGGUAUGUCCCAGAGCACAAGGUUCUCAUUUCUCAGGUGGUGGGACUAGACAGAAGGGAGUGAGAGCUCAGGGAAGGAUCAUUUCUGGUGACAAUUCCAUUUACUGUGCACUUUGCUGGACAUUUAAAAAUAUCCCUCACAAGAUAGUGACCUAAAAUUUAUACUGUUGGUUGUUAUUUAAGCAUGGGGUCUUCAUUCAACCUAGAAGGCCUGUUCUUUGUGUGUGUGUGUAUAUAUAUAUAUUGGUAUAUUUUAUGUGAUAACUCUUUGAGCCUUGGUAGACUGUAGUAAAAGUUUAAGUCAUCAUGUUUUGGGUUAAUAGAACAACUUUAGUAUUACAGGAAUACACUGCACUAGUGUAUUGGCUGAUAUAGUCAGAGCCACCCGACAGCAGACCACUAGUGACAGUUUCUGUUAUGUUCCUAUGGAAACACUGUGUACUGUACGUGCUAUGCCUAAAACAUUUAAAACACAAUGUUUUAAAUGUGUAAACCACAUAAUUUCUGUACAUCCCAAAGGAUGAGAAAUGUGACCUUCAAGAAAAUGGAAACUUUGUAAAUUCUUGGUGAUGCUACAUUUGCAAUUAAUGAGACUAUUUUUCUUUAAAGUGUUUCUAUAUUAAAAUAGCAUACUAUGUAUGUUUUAUUCCAAAUAACUUCAUGGAUCUUUCAUAUAUAUAUAUAUAUAUGUACAUAUAUUUUAACAUUGUAAAGUGUGAGUAUUCUUAUUUAAAGUAUAUUUUUACAUUAUGC